Messenger RNA from Diaporthe citri, 1743 nucleotides. RefSeq lists its product as uncharacterized. The transcript is spliced from 3 exons. Gene Ontology annotation, molecular function: adenosine deaminase activity. NCBI's taxonomy places the organism in Eukaryota, Fungi, Ascomycota, Sordariomycetes, Diaporthales, Diaporthaceae. Bases 1 to 1743 code for a protein of 580 amino acids. Gene Ontology annotation, biological process: adenosine catabolic process; inosine biosynthetic process. The record is from RefSeq and is a predicted model, not a curated record.
AUGGCCUUGUCCAAUAUGUCCAAAGAGGAAUGGGAGGAAAUCGCCCAGACCAUUCCCAGCAAAGACGAUGCCUUCAUCCAGAAGUACAUGACCGGCCGUGAGGCCCUCAUAGCAGAGGAGAAGAAGCAACGAAGUGACCACUCAUUCCGCCAGAACCUCUCGCCAAUCGCGCAAAAGGCAUGCCGGAUUGUGGAAAGGAUCCGCGAGGAGGAGCAGCGCACGCUUUGGACGCCCGAGUACGAGGACCGGCUGGCGGUGCGCGAGGGCUGCACCAUGCACAGCGGCAUGAUGUUCACCCUGGCUAAGGGCCUGAUGGAGCGCACCAAACUGUGGCGCAUCGUGCGGCGGAUGCCCAAGGGCUCCAUCCUCCACGCCCACCUCGACGCCAUCGUCGAGCUGGACUACGUCUUCGACACCCUGCUGUCCGAGCCGGGCAUGCACAUCUGCGCCCCGGACGCCCGCCUCGGCACUAGCGAGGCGAGGGCCGAGGCCGUCGUCAACUUCCGCUUCUUCGCCCGCGACAGGAACCCGUCCAUGUCAAUAUGGGACGACGCCAGCUACCAGCCCGGCGAGUUCGUCCCGCUGGCCAAGGCUGCCGACACCUUCCCCGACGGCGGCCGCGAGGGCUGGAUCCGCUGGAUGAAAAGCAAGACCACCAUUUCCGAGACCGACGCCGUCGAGCAGCACCACGGCGUCGACCACGUGUGGAGGAUGUUCUCCAAGUGCUUCGUCAUCAUGGGCACUGUCAUCCACUACGAGCCCAUCUUCAGGAAGUUCCUCAGGAGGAUGAUGAAGCAGUACUAUGAGGACGGCGUUUACUGGGGGGAGAUAAGGUUCACCUGGCCGCUUAAUUACUACCGCCUCGGCCAGGAAGUUCCCGAAUCCAACUACAGCCACAUGUUCACGGUCAUCGACGAGGAAAUCAAGGCGUUCCAGGCGUCGCCCGAGGGCAAGGGUUUCUGGGGCCUGCGCAUGAUCUGGACGUCCCUGCGCAUCUGGGACCAGAAGUCGAUCGUGCAGAACAUGGACCACGCCAUCACGACCAAGCUCGAGUUCCCGCACCUGCUGUCCGGUUUCGACCUGGUGGGCCAGGAGGACAUGGGCCGCCCGCUGACGGACGUAUUGCCGGAGCUGUUCUGGUUCCGCAAGCAGCUGGCCGAGGAGGGCCUGUCGGACGGGGCGAUGCCCUUCUUCUUCCACGCGGGCGAGACGCUGGGCGACGGCACGGCGACGGACCAGAACCUGUUCGACGCGGUGCUGAUGGGCACCCGCCGUAUCGGCCACGGCUUCAGCCUGUACAAGCACCCGCUGCUCACCGAGCUGGUCAAGGAGCGCCGCAUCCUGAUCGAGUCGUGCCCUAUCUCUAACGAGGUCCUGCGCCUCUGCGGCAGCAUCAUGAGCCACCCUCUGCCCGCCCUACUCGCCCGCGGCGUCCCAUGCGCCCUCAGCAACGACGACCCGGCCAUGCUCGGCCAGGACACCGCCGGCAUGACCCAUGACUUCUGGCAGGCCCUGCAGGGCUGGGAGAACCUCGGCCUGGCAGGACUGGGCAGUCUCGCUGAGAACUCGAUCCGCUGGAGCUGCUUCGAGGACCAGACACAGGACGAAUGGGCCCGCGACGUCAAGGAGGCCAGCCUCGGCUCUGGGAUCAAGGCCAGGAGGCUCAAAGAGUGGGAGAUCAUGUGGGAGAAGUUCUGCCUGUGGGUAUGUGAGGAGUACGGGGAGGAGUAUGGCGACGAGUAG